Messenger RNA from Moesziomyces aphidis, 4476 nucleotides. Lineage: Eukaryota; Fungi; Basidiomycota; Ustilaginomycetes; Ustilaginales; Ustilaginaceae. The record is from the annotation of a GenBank genome assembly.
AUGCCAUCCACCCCGCAUGGCGCCAACCUUCCCGCGACAACACAUAAUGUGAAUGCCAACGGUGUCCAUCGGCCAUCCCCGAUUUCGUCCGAUACUACUGCCAUCCCUGGCCCGCCGUCCAAGUCCAUCAUGGCGACCGACACCAAUGGCCACUUUCAGGACUCGGCCCAGCCAGCUACCGAUAAAAACAAGCGCUCCGCUUCUUCGCCGCACAAACUCAUGAUCGGUGUGCCUCCAGCUGCCACACCAAAUCCACCGCGCUCCUCGACCGAGCACACCCACCCUCACAAUGAUGCCCACAACCCAACUCAAAACGGCAAUGUGUCUUCGGAGCUCAAGGGCAAGCAGAAGCAGCUCGAUCCCAUCCACACCGUCUCCCUCGAGCAGCUCCAGCAGGAACUCCCACUCGAAGAGACCGACCUCGUCUCCCUUGCUGCCCUCGUCGAGAGGCUCGCAAACUACGGCUACGAAUCGCUUCAGAACCUCGCAGAGACACUGCCCUCGCUCCCUUCCUCCUCCAAACGCGCCAAGAUCUUCAGCACCGCUCUCGACGUGCGCAAGCAGUUCAUCAAGCUCCUCGUCCUCGCAAGGUGGUCCAAGGAUGUGCCCGACCUUCAAAAGGCUCGCAACAUCAUCGCGCUCCUCUCCGAGCAGCAGUGGCAGCAUGAAGACGUCUUUGCCGGCCUCACCGACAUCCGCAAGAUCCUCCCAAAUGCACGCAUGAGGAACGCAGAUCUGCCCACCGCCAUCGAUGUCCUCCAAACCGGCACCUACCGAAGACUCCCCGCCAGUAUCAAAGACAUGGCUGUGGCGCCACCUCCGUUGACCGACCAACAGGCCCUCGCCAUCGUCGCACGUCUCCAAGACGCACUCCGCACUCGCAUGGCUUGUCGCGAACUCGUCCCAGCGCCCCUCUCCGACUACUCGAUACACGACGCAAAGGUGCACUUUCACGUACGCGGCCUCUUCCGUGCCCAACUCACCGCCAGCAGUGGAGGCCGCGACCAAGAUGCAGACAGGCCCGACCAGCAUGCCGAAUCUGGCGCUGCCGACGCAGCCUCCUCUGCCGCUAGUGCCGACGACAGAUGGUGGCUCCUCGACCUAAGCUUCGACGCCACACCUACAGGCUCGUGUGCAGAGUCGAGCCUCAAGCUCUUCCCCAAGCGACCCAAAAAGGCCUACCGCGAACGUCUACGCGUCUGGGGCGAUCAAGAGCUCGCACCGCGCUCGCAAGCCACAGAUGCCGCUCGUGAUGCCAACGCAGAUGCAGCCCCCACUGCAUCCGAACCUCCACACGUCCUAUCCACCGCAGACACGCAGGGCGAAAGCAAACCUGCGAUGCAGCAAUCCGAGCCGCAAGACGCAUCGCCGCAACCCACCCAGCCUGACGCUGACCUGGAGGCUUCUUUCAAGCUGCCGAAGACGCGAGACGCUCCGCUCGUGCGCCUCUUUGCUUUCUUGCAGGAGCGCGCACUGCACUAUCAGAUGGACAUCCUUCAACACCAGGCGUACGAGCUGUGCCGCCUCAACUGGGGCUCCAACCUGCGCAUCGAGACCGCAGAACGUCCGCGACGCCUCACCGUCCACUACUGGACUCACGCACAGGGAGCCGAAGGCACAUCGUCUGCGCCCGACAGCCCUGCCGUUGGCGGAAGCAUUCAGAUCAGCUUGGUCGACCUUCCCGAUCAAGCGGCUGUCACCAAGACGCUGGCCGAGAUCUUUGACGACGACGCUCCUUCCGGGUGCGACGGAGCCAGCCCGACCGCGGUCAAGCGACGAGGUCUCAGAGUCAUUUGGAACGCCCACGCCAGUGUUCUUUCCGAUUCAGAGACCUCGGAUCUCGACAUCGAUCCUCAUAACCUCGACAUUGAGGCCACCUUGAGCCUCGUCAUCAAGCGUCACACGGCCGCCUUGCUGCGCAACCUCCAGCGACGCCUACUUGUGAGCGACCACCCAGUCUCUCGCCUCCUCCGUCCGGAAGACUGCACGCUGUGCGUCGAGCAUGCGCGCAGACAAGGCGACGAGUUCUCCACCGCCACCGAAGCCACCAGCUUCAACUUCCUGCGCGUAGAGCUACACGGCCGCAAUCGCCAACGCGCUGCCAGGACCAAGCGAGCGGCGGCGGUAUCGACCAUGCCCCCGCUGCGCCUCAGUGCCGAUCCAGUCACAGGCCGAUUGCUCUUGGACUCGGAAGCGGCGUCCGUUGCAGCGGUCGCUGGCCUGCAUGGUUCGACUGCACCGGCGUCCGAAUUUACAGCCUCGAUCCUCACCACACGCCCGGCAUCUGCGCGCCUCUCGGAGGCAUCCGACCGCAUCAACGGCUCCAUCGACGCGCUCUUUGACGUGCUAUACCGGCUCGAGGUGUUUGCGCGCGUCCAGGACUGGGAGAGGAUGGCUUCGUACCUUGGCUUGCGCACAGUACGCAAGCUCAGCCUGCGCCCACAGGACCUGGCCAAAUUUGGUUCUUCGGUCUCGACAGAUGCGGCUCCGCAACUCUUCAUCCCGUUGCGCAAGAGCUUUCCCGGCUACUUUUUGGCUCUGCAGCCGUCCGAGCUCGCAGGCGCGCGCAUCGCACUGGUCUACGUGGUUCAGAUGCCAGAUCCCUCUGGCGCACCGUCUUUGACCGUGCAGUCCAUCGAGUGGCUCGAUCGCGUCAAGAUUGCCAACGCAUCCAAGGCUGGACGCGGGUUCCCAGCUGAUGCUGCAAUGCCCGGUCCCGGGGCUGGCAAGAAACGCAAGGCGGCAUCAGCAGAGACGUCGGAAACCCAAGAGGCCGACGCUGGCAUUGCGGUGCGUGAGCUGUCGAUGGAAGAACUUGCCGACGUGCAUUCGUACUGCAUCGCGCUCGUGUCGUACUUCCGCGUGGAGCAGCAGCUGCGCAUGCGCGGCAUUCCGUACUUGCACGUCGCAGGUAGCAAGGCCGACUCGGCGACGCCUCCAAAGUGGCGACGACGCGUUGCGCCCGCCACUUCCAACGCGCACGUUGAUGCGCGGGACAACGGUCUGUUCGACGACGACGACGACGACGACGAGGGUAUGGAGGCAGAGGCGGCUGCCGAGCCCGCUGGGGUCGAUUCUCAGGAGCAGGCGGUCGAGACGGGCGUCGCGGCUCUCGUGCCGACGCUGUGCCUGCGCGCUGCGGACGUGCUCGGACCGGCCAAGGCGCACCUGACCAAGCCCAACGUGUCGCUGCGCGUGUGCGACUGGGACGAGAGCGACAAGACGUGCGUGCAGGUGCUCGUCAAGCUGCGCAUGAAGUCGCGGCGCUUCCGUGCGCUGCACGAGGUGGUCGCGUACGCCAGCUCCUCGGACCAGCACGCGCAGUCGGCGGCGACGUGGAUCGAUUUUGACGACGCCACGUGCGUGCUCGCCAUCUCGACGCGCGACGUGGACAACUGCAUCCCCAUCUUCCACAUGCAGUGGGAGCGCGUGAUGCGCAUGGUCAUGCUCACGCGCGAGGUGCUCAAUGCGAGCCGUGCCUGGCAGCAGCGCGCCCUGCGUGCGCGCACCAGCUGCAAGAAGCCCGCCGAGCGCGUCGAGCUCUGCCGCUUCCAGCUCGACACGGUCGUGUUUUCGUACGGCACGCUGGGUGUCGAGGACGGCGCGCGGAAGCUGCUCGUGCGCGUGCGCUGGCAAGAUCCCAAGAUGGAGAUGGCUGCAUACGGCGCGAUGCCGGUGGCGCAAAACGGCGGCUAUGUUGUUGAGUUUGGCUCGGCGCCGGUGUCCGAGGUCGAGGUGGAGGCGGCAAAAAGCAAGGACGAGGCGCUUUCGGCGUGGUUCGAUGCGCAGCACGCCGCAGCCAACCCGCACGACGUGAUGGCAUUUGAGCUGCGGCGAACGCUCAACGUGGCGGCGCGCUCGGCCGCCAUGAGCGCCGUGGCGCAGCCGCAGCUGGAGCGGCUGGUGUGGAAGGGCUUCCUGCGGCUGCUGCGCGACACGCUGCCCGUGGUGCGCGAGGUGGCACCGCUGGCGACGCAGUGCCUCGACGACCCGGAGGUGCCGGAGCUCGAGAUUCGCGGCGCGACGUGGUUCCGCCUGCGCUUCCACGACCGGUAUGCACUCGACAUUCGGCUGGCGACGCGCUCGCGCCUCGUGAUUGCCGACGCCGCGCGCGCGCUCUUCCGCCACGAGCGCCAUCAAAAGGCGGCCGCGCCCGGCGGCAUGUUUGCCGGCUCGCAUCUGCUCAGGGACGUGCUGGCGGGCAAUCCUCCCAGCAAGGACGGCGCGCCCGAGGACCGCUCGGCAGCAGACGCAAUCUCGGCGCCGAACGGGACGACGCAGUUCGAUCCCAUCCCCAAGCUGGACGAGGUGCUGCACAAGGUCGAGGCGGCGCUCCGGGGCGAUGCGCGCGUCGGCGACGUGUGGGACCUGCGCCGUGCGCUGCUCGUCUCGCUCACCGACGCUGCGCUCGUGCACAAGCUCAUGCCGCAGCUUGUCCAGCUCGUCGCCGCCGAGGUUGCGGCGGUUGGCAAGUGA